This is a messenger RNA of Dujonia railenensis, 1116 nucleotides long. NCBI's taxonomy places the organism in Eukaryota, Fungi, Ascomycota, Pichiomycetes, Serinales, Debaryomycetaceae. The record is from the annotation of a GenBank genome assembly.
AUGCCUCCUAUUAUUAAGGACGACGACGAGGGUCUAUUGGACAGAGAAGGAAUGGAUUCGGAGCUUUCAGAUGUUCUGAGCUUGCCGGAUGAUAUUGAAGAGGUUGAAGACAUUGAAGGAGAGCUUGAGGAAGGUGAAUUUGAAGAAGAAGAGGACUUUGACGAAGAAGGAGGAGAAGUCGAAGAAGGAGUAGAAGGAGAUGAAGGCGAAGAAGGAGAAGAAGACGAAGAGGAGGACGAGGAGGAAGAAGAAGACGAGGAAGAAGAGGAGGAAGAGGAAGAGGAAGAGGAUAUUCCUUCAGUUAGUGAUGAAGAGGAGAACUACAAGCUCGAAGAUCCCGACGAAAUAGAUGAAGAUUUGGAAUUGAUCGAUGACGAAGAAGAAGAUGAAGCUUCUACCCCUGUGCCACCACCACCAGCCAAGACAUUUACGAAACCCGCCAGUGCCGCUCGUGCUUCAGCUCCCGUGAUUCCACAGAAGAGUGUAAGAGAGUCUAGGAAACGUAACUUGACGUAUUAUGAGGAGGAUGAAGACGAUGACGAUGAUGACGCUGAAGAAGACGAAGUCGAGGUACAGCCUAAAAGAGGGAAGAAAGUAUCUGCACCUCGAAUUGCUGCUAGACCUGCACCAGAAGAGUUGGACGAAGAUUUGAUUCUCACCGAUGAAGAGACCGAAUACAAUCCACAUGCACACCCAGAUGUAACCAAGAUGACAGAAAGGCAAAGAGCAAGGUACCAGGAAACCUAUGAAGACAGUGCAGAUGAUUACAUGACGUUGGAUGCACUUGAAGCGCAAAAGAGGGGCCCCUCUACCAAGAAGAAGGAAACCGAACAAGAAGCAGCUUUGAGAAAGGCUGAAAACAACCGUAGGAGAUUAGAUUAUAAAAACAAGCAAUUGGAAGAAGAAAAGAGGGAUACGUUAAAUAAAUUGCUCAAAAGAAGAGCCAAUAAGACUAGAGAGGUUCAGAAAGGAGACGUAAAUGAUGAUGGAAAUGAGGAUGAGAAUUCGAAAACAUUACUGAAGCCCAGGAGGCCCGAAUUUCGCCAUCCUGCGUUAUUCAGAUGGGUUAGUAGUGUGAACAAUGAGGGAGUAAGUUCCGUGCUUGGAAUUCCGUGA